CGAUCAUGGUGGUGCUAAAGGGCGUCCCGGCGCUGCUGUCCCCUGAGCUGCUCUACGCCCUGGCGCGGAUGGGGCACGGAGACGAGAUCGUUUUUGCAGACGUGAACUUCCCCACCUCCUCCAUAUGCAGGUGUGGCCCGGAGGAGAUCCGCGCUGACGGCCUGGGCAUCCCAGAGCUCCUGGAGGCCGUGCUGAAGAUGCUGCCACUGGACACCUACGUGGAGAGCCCGGCUGCUGUCAUGGAGCUGGUGCCCAGCGACAGGAAGACAGGCCUUCAGACUCCAGUGUGGAGGAGCUACCAGUCCCUCCUGUCUGAGGCUGGCUGCACGAGCACCCUGGUGAAGAUAGAGAGGUUUGAGUUUUAUGCGCGGGCCAAAAAGGCUUUUGCUGUUGUAGCAACUGGGGAGACGGCCCUCUAUGGAAAUCUCAUCCUCAAGAAGGGGGUGCUGGCCCCUGAGGCACUGUUCUAGGCCUGGCGAAGACCAUUGGGCCCAGAGAGGAAUCUGGAUCUCUGAGCCAGACAACGGAUGAAUUGGCCCUGCCCUGCUCAGCCCAGACUGCACCCAGCUGGGGACUCCAAGGGCCAGGCCAGUCCUUGGGAGGUGGGGGGAGGGGCUGCUGACUGGGACUGGGACUCACCAAUUUACGACAAUGGUAUGAAGUGUGGUGACUCGUCAGUGUUCAGUCCAGGGGUUUCAACAACAGCCCCAUCCUCACAAAGACUUGUUUAGUGCCGAACACAAGGGAGGCCAUUGGCUCCUCAGAGCACCUCCCCCCCGCCCCACCCCAUGCAUCCUCAGGUGGGAAGGAAGGCCUCCCUCCUGCCUAAGAUUUGGGUAGCCUGACUGAAGCAAGUCCCUGGGUUUGGGACAAGAGCUCACACAAGUAGAGAUCCUCAUGUGAGGAGACUCCACAGAGGGCUGCGCUGGGGGGGGCCAUGACUGCACUGCAAGAGGCUUGGGGGUGGGCAGCCCUGAGUGGAGGGGGGUUCUGCAAUCAGCCCCCCAGGCGCAGACACUCAGGUGGCCCUUGAGAAGACCAGGGCCCUUCCUUCAGUCCCAAAGGCAGGGAGGCAGGGGGGACGGGUUGGUCUGGAUGCUCUGAGAGGUGACUGUGUGUCUGGGUGCUGGAGAGGGUGGGGGCCGGUCAUCUGUUCCCUCUCUCCAGUGGUUGAGUGCCUGCUGAACACACAGGGGCCUGAGCUGUCCUGGGAAAUGGGGGUGAGGAGGUAAGGGACAAGAGGAUGCCCCUUGCCCAGCAGGCAAAGGGCCAGCCUGCCUGGAGGCAGCAUGUGGGAGGGAGGCUGUGAUGGCUUCCGGCAUGAGGCUGGGGUGGGGGCUCAGGGUGCUCAUGG
This is a messenger RNA of Neomonachus schauinslandi (Hawaiian monk seal), 1354 nucleotides long. RefSeq names its product fucose mutarotase (gene FUOM). Gene Ontology annotation, molecular function: racemase and epimerase activity, acting on carbohydrates and derivatives; fucose binding. The transcript is spliced from 6 exons. The record is from RefSeq and is a predicted model, not a curated record. Bases 6 to 470 code for a protein of 154 amino acids. Gene Ontology annotation, biological process: fucose metabolic process. NCBI's taxonomy places the organism in Eukaryota, Metazoa, Chordata, Mammalia, Carnivora, Phocidae.